UAAUAUCUCUAUGUUUCCACCACAGUGUUACAUGAUCAGGUCUAUGAUAUUCACCGCACAGCUUUCCAUCUCAUUCGAUCCUCUCCCGCCUCUUCUUCUCUUCACAGGAAUUCGCACCAUAGACUCCGCACUCCAAUGAAAUAGAAUUCAAUGAUCUGCACAAGCGCGAGAGUUCCCCAUAUGGGCGACCAUAUUGAAUUCCCGGGCUUCAUUCACGUCCCAUUGCUUCACUCUCUACUGCCUAUACCUGUCUUAAAAAUCUCCAUAAAAUAUCAGAUACAACAAUAGAUACUGAUAUUUAACAAUUAUAUUUGAUAAGUAACUAUUACAUGUAUUAAUCCCGCGAACGUAUGAAUUUCUAUAUACUUACCUAUUUUCUGUAAUCGAUAAAAGUGUUUAACAACUGAAAAUGCUAUAUACCAUCCUAAUGCGGAUUACAUAUUCACAUUGUUUUACAUACAUACAAUAAUGUACCAAACAUUAAGUACUAUAAAGCAAUAAUUGUAUGUAGUAGUUUUUUAUCAAAUAAAAUUGUUGAACAACACUAUGUAUUGUUGUAUUUGAUAUUUUACGGUGCUUACGGUGAGGAAAGAUCGUGGUUUACGAAGAGAAAUGUAUGAAUUGACCUGAAACUUAUGGCAAUAAAAAAGGUCUAGCAGCUACUUAAAGCUGCACAGCGGGUGGUGGACGAUAGACCGAUACUUUCGCACUCGUCUGAGGAAGAUGUUCUGAGGACCCCAUGCUUUUACAUGGCUUUCCCUAUACCUUCAACUUUCUACUACGACACUGUAUCUUACGGCAGAGGCGUCUUUCGAGAACAAAAUUUCGCCGGAAGAUACGUAAGAGCCUUCUUACGUUACGAUUGGGUAGAUUCGCCCUAUCCCCACGUCUACCAUAUCCAGUUGCCACACCACAGUAGUGCACCUCCUGUCAACCCCGCAUUAAAUUCGCUGUAACAAUGAGCCAACAGCAUGAGGAUAAGCACGCAACCGCUCGGCUCGGCUCGUCGGAGUCGGAGGCUCGGAGUUCAGUUGAAUUUCGUCCGGCGGGGAUGGAUAGUGAAGAAAUGAGGGAUUUCGAAGGAUUCGUCCAAGUGAAACGGAGAUUUCCUUCAACUUUUCCCUGUUUUCUAUUGUUUGAAUACCCGACGAAGGAUGCAUCGACUGGCUUCGAUUAUAAUGAAUGGAAGCAAGAGUCGUUAAAUUGGGCAAAUUAAAAGAGAGGAGACGGACGUGAUGGGGAGGUUAAAAUGAUCGGUCAUUGUGUUGCGUUGGUGUUGCUGAUCCUAAUCAUAAUGAUUGGUGAUCUGAGCUCGGUGACGAUCGUCGAUCACCAUCCAGACGAAGAAUACUAUUUGGAGCAUGAGGUCAGUUACGACGAAGCCAUUCGCCACGCGAAAGACAUGCAAAUUUACCCUGGUCCAGUUCCUGGGUGCAAGCUGUGCACGAGGACAGAAAUGAGUUACUGCGAGGAUAGUAGCGUUAUAAAUGAUCACUGCUGCUGCGACGGCAGUUUCAACGAGGUGUUCCCGUUUGUAAAGCACUCGUGUCAGCUCGGCCCUCAGGAAUGCAAGGUAUUAAUCGGCGACUGCGCCGAGUAUGCUAGGUUGAGGGAGUGCUGCUGCCACAAUUACUUGGCGUCCCUCUGGAAGCAUUUGGCGAACGACGCGACUUCGAAACACAGUUACGACAAUAACGUACCAAUAGUUACCGUCAAGUUCCUGUUGACAGCUUUAGCGGCUCUCAGGUUCCUCCGAUAGGAAACAUUUAUGACUAAAAGUAAUGUUAAGAUAAAAUUAUCACAACACGAAUUUUUCUGAGUGAGUGUAAAAGAGGAUGGAAUUCUGAGCAAAAAGAUUAUUUCCCAUUUUUCUCUAGGUUAUUAACGAAAAAUGUGUGGUUCAAUCCCGUUCAAAGGGGCGAAGCCUACCACACUUCUCCGUUACUAACUUCGUCAAUAAUAAUUGUAGAGAGAAAUGUGAAAGGAACUUUCGACUUAGAAUUUAAUCCUCUUUCACAUUAUCAGAGGAAAAUUAUACGCUCCGUGUGCAUAUAGUAUAUUAUAUUAUUGUACACAAAUAUUUGCUAAAUUUCCGAACACCCUCAUGCUCCGAAUUGGCUGAAAUUUUGGAAAUAGGUUCUUUUCUAAUGAAAAAUAAUGAUUGCGAGAAGGAUUUUGGGCAAUUCGAAAGAAAAAUCUGUACCAUUUCACAGUCAUUUCCUAUGUUACCGACACAAUCGUGACCGUGGGCUUGUACUUUGCUUUUAAAGAAAUCUAUAGAAAUUUUUACAUAAAAUUUACAGUUUUGUAAAAAUAAUAGAAUGUAUAAAUACAAAAGUAUAAUUGUAAAAUAAGGCAGGGUAAAUCUUUCGACGUAAAUUCAAAUCCCCAGGCUGGGACACAUUUUUAGUGACAACACAAAUUUUUUUUCCUUUCUACUAACGUUAAGACUCCCCAAAGAAUUCUUAGCGACUACCUCGUAAGGAUGCAUUUCGAAAAUACUGAACACAAAUACAUUUAUAGUGAUAAUGUAGUACAUAGAAAGGCUUACCUUAGUUAAAUAAUAAACAUAAUAAUUGUAUGUAUUAUAUGCGGGUGAAAUACUAUGGUCAUAUUUCCCUGAUUUGUAACCCCGACAAUAGCCCGAGGAUUCUCUGCUCUCAAUGUAUAUCAUACUCUUUUUAUGCUUUCUAAACCAUCUUUCUCUCGAAAUUAGUUUCAUUUCUCUUAACCAUUCAAUGCCGCCGUCAAAGUUACUGAAUCUCGUACUCAUAACUGAAAACAGCAAAUCCUCUAACUCGCUUUUAAAGCUAUGGCGUAUUCCCGCGGUAAUGACUUCCUCGGUAAAAGAGGCAAUGACACUCAAAUAGUAAUAUUUUUUUUCGAGUCGUUAAAUAUCCUUCUCGCAAUCAUGAUUUUAGUAAAAAAAAGAACUUAUUUCCAAAAUUUCAGCCAUUUCAGAGCAUGGGAGUUUUUGAAAAUACAGUUCAAAUAUUUAUAUAAUCGUCUAUUUUAGGUAAAUAAUCGGAAAAAUUGUACUUGUAUUAAGUGAAAUGUAGCUUUUCGAAACGAUUUUUAUAGUUGUUGUAUAUAAAUAUUUAUAUACAUAAGUAAUGGCGUAUUUAAUCUAACGAUAAAUGAGCCGUUCAGUGUACACAUCGAUUAACUCCACUUUUUGAAAAAUCUUAAAUUUAUGUAUCAAAGCACUUGGUAUAGUCAUAACUUGUGCUUUGAUACAUAAAUUUAAGAUUUUUCAAAAAGUGGAGUUAAUCGAUGUGUUCAAUGAAAGGCUCAAAUAUGCUCUUAA
Messenger RNA from Ceratina calcarata, 3307 nucleotides. RefSeq lists its product as uncharacterized. The transcript has 7 exons. The coding region runs from base 1250 to 1759 and encodes 169 amino acids. The record is from RefSeq and is a predicted model, not a curated record. NCBI's taxonomy places the organism in Eukaryota, Metazoa, Arthropoda, Insecta, Hymenoptera, Apidae.